This is a messenger RNA of Fonticula alba, 822 nucleotides long. RefSeq lists its product as hypothetical. The transcript is spliced from 4 exons. NCBI's taxonomy places the organism in Eukaryota, Rotosphaerida, Fonticulaceae. Gene Ontology annotation, molecular function: proline-tRNA ligase activity. Gene Ontology annotation, biological process: prolyl-tRNA aminoacylation. The record is from RefSeq and is a predicted model, not a curated record. The coding region runs from base 1 to 822 and encodes 273 amino acids.
AUGUGCGUCGCCCUUUCCCCUACCACCCUCAAUGUCAACAAUGCCGAGGUUGUUGGCCAGCAUGAUACCUUCUGGUCGACUCUCAUCACCCGCUACGGGCGCGAUACGUUCCCCAUUCUGGUGGACCGUAAUGUCUUGAUCGGUGAUGAUACGCAGGCUGCCGAGUCGGAGAAGGGGGACGGCGCCCCGCUGGUGAUUGGCGAUCUGGCCAUCGCCAGCCCGGGAGACCAGUGUGCUUGCUGCGGCACGGGUGUACUUGGCCAUCGCCGUGGCAUCGAAGUUGGUCAUGCCUUCUACCUAGGAACAACCUAUUCGGCACCGCUGGACCUCGGCGCGUCGGAGAAAUUCGCCUUCAUGGGCUGCUAUGGUCUCGGCGCCACGCGCCUACUGGCGGCUAUUGCCGAGGUGAAUCACGACGCCAAGGGCUUCGUGUGGCCUGAGGAGGUGGCCCCCUUCCGGGCGACGAUCAUUUCCACCGAGGCCAAUCAGGAGGCUGCCAACCACCUCUACGAUAUGCUUGGCCCUCGUGGCGGAUCAGCCCUCUAUGGUGGCGCCAUCCUUGAUGACUCGGGUCAGCGCAUUGGCUUCCAAUUCAACCGCUCAAUGGCCUCGGGUAUCCCCUACAACAUCGUUUGCGGGCGCAUGAUCGAGCAUCAGGAGGCUGGUCGGUUUGGCGGCUUUGUGGAGAUUGAGUGCCGUCGUACUCUGGAACGCCGGUAUGCUGCCUUUGGCGACUGGGACAGUAUUGCGGCGGUCGUCUUCUCCGGACGCGGGUUCGCCGCUGCGCCACAUCUUCUUGCCCCCCCCCCCGCCACUGCCUAG